This is a messenger RNA of Acanthocheilonema viteae, 1623 nucleotides long. Lineage: Eukaryota; Metazoa; Nematoda; Chromadorea; Rhabditida; Onchocercidae. The record is from the annotation of a GenBank genome assembly.
AUGAAUUUGAAUCCGGAAUUGUUCCGGUUACCGGAACGUUCGUCGGGCCAACAUAGCAUGACAAUACGAGAACUUUGUGAUAACGAUGAUAUGGCAACCAGUGUUAUCGUUGAUCCGGUUCUCGGUUUUCGUACACAUAAAAUGAAUCUUCAUUACCGUCCACCACAACAUGAGGAGCAAAUCAAACUGAAAAACAUAUUAAGGAAAUACAAGGAAGAUCAGGAUUUGUGCACAGCGAUUUGGGAAAUUUUCCAUGUGAAUAUAGUAACCAGAUUCUUGAAACGACGAACACUAAAGCAGCAGUUUGCUUUCCGAGAUCAUCUUUUGCGGUUUAUGCAAAUGUUCUCCAAUGAUUCAGGCUUUACAGUUCAAGCAUGCCAUCGCUAUAAAACGGAAAAUCGACUUGGUGGAAUGCUGGUCGCCACGAAGUCAUGGCAAAAAGGUGAGGUAAUUGGCAGCUUAGUAGGUGUCAUUGGUGAUCUCAGUCACGAAGAAGAAUCUCAACUAUUGCGAAAAGAUGUUAAUGAUUUUUCUGUUAUGUAUAGUACGAGGAAACAACGUGCUCAAUUAUGGCUUGGUCCUGCUGCUUAUAUUAACCACGACUGUUAUCCCACUUGUAAAUUUGUUCCAAAUAGCUAUGCUGCAGUUGUACAGGUAUUGCGUGACAUUGCUCAAGGAGAAGAAAUUACAGCGUAUUAUGGCGAUAACUUUUUCGGCGAUAACAAUAAUCGCUGUGAAUGUUUGACUUGUGAACGAGCUUGCAAAGGUUUUUUCACAAGUUUGAUGGUAUCAGGUACUUCGUUGGAAAAAAGUGAUGAAUUAAAAGAAUCCGGUAACAAUUAUAAAUUUCGUGUAACCGACUCGAGGCUUUGUCGUUAUAUGCCACAAUCAAAUCAACUGAACACGAGAAUGACGCUUCGCCGACAUACUGUCGCUGCUUUGCAGGAUCGCUUCUCGGCUGAAGAAAUUCAAGCAGAAGGUUCUAUCAAUCGUUCGAGAAAAAAGACUGGGAAAAUAAAUAAUAGGCACUGUGUUACUAGAAAUCAGCAGAGACUUAGACGUGCUAUAAAAACGUCUUCAUCUUCAUCGUCAUGCUCGAGUACGCCCAGUAUGCAGGCUUGGAUGAACACUUCACUGUUGAAUAAUCGAAUGUCUAGCCAAUUGAGCGGUAAAAAACCGUGUACAUCACAGAGCGGUUUGCACAUUCUUGCCACUGUUGCGACCACUAUGAGCUUUAUUGAUAGAUCUCAUUUGAUGUCUUUAUCACAAGAUCCCCUUAACUGCAUUUGUGAAAUUGACAACCAUGACGUUAGAAAUGAGCAAUCCGAUGGCUUGGAAGAGGUCGACAAUUAUUCCAAAUCAUAUGUUUCGGAAAGUCAUGAUGUGCUUUCAACUGUUUUUGAUGAAAAUGGAUGCUAUGACGAUGACGGUGAUGGUUAUGAUGGCGUUUCCGGAACUGGUUUAGAUAAUGACAUGAGUUAUAGCAGAGCGGAAAAACCUACAAAUAAAAUCCAGUACAAUGAUAUUUCAGAAACAAAUUUAAUUCACAAGAGGCGCAGAAUCAAAGUUCAUCCUUAUUAUAAAAUCGCGUUUCACAGUCUACUGACACCCACUUCUGGAUAA